Molecule: messenger RNA, 1858 nt
Organism: Toxorhynchites rutilus septentrionalis
Lineage: Eukaryota; Metazoa; Arthropoda; Insecta; Diptera; Culicidae
Gene: Efr
Product: UDP-xylose and UDP-N-acetylglucosamine transporter
Exons: 4
Coding region: 473-1486 (337 amino acids)
Biological process (GO): transmembrane transport
Cellular component (GO): endoplasmic reticulum membrane; Golgi membrane
Molecular function (GO): UDP-xylose transmembrane transporter activity; UDP-N-acetylglucosamine transmembrane transporter activity
Source: RefSeq, a predicted model, not a curated record
AGAAAACACCGUGACAGCAUACCAAAACACAAAGCAACAACACAUCCUCAAAAAAACAGAUUUAAAUACGAGUAUUUUGCGGUUGCAUCACAAGAGCACAAAAACAACCUGCGAUUUUUGACCGGCCUCAGGUUCUCCUUUGCUGGUAUUGCUCCCCAUCGCUGAUGGAAGCUAAUCAUGACGUUGCAAUAAUCUCAACUAGCUGAAACUGUGAUGAUGAUGAUGAUGUGUUUGAAGAGUUGACUGAAGAAGCGAGCAGACCUAUUCGCGUAGCAAUCCCAAGUGGAAGUUUGACAUAACGAGUCACGCAUCCUACUUUUUGGAGGAAUUUUAGCACAACUGGUCGCGCCAAGAAACACCCUUUUUCUGAGAGAUUUGCGCGAUUCGUUUCCCUUACCACUAGGUAACAACGGUAACUGAAACUGUUUCGCAAACUGGAUUGGCUACUCGGAAGGACACACCUCUACCAUUCAUGAUGAGUGCGGCAUUGGCGAUUGUUAUGGUUUUCGUGGGAUGCUGCAGCAAUGUUGUAUUCCUUGAGCUACUAGUCAAAAUCGAUCCCGGCUCGGGUAACCUGAUCACGUUCCUACAGUUCCUGUUCAUUGCCGUCGAAGGCUUUCUGUUCACGUCAAAAUGUGGCACAGUCAAACCGCGGAUAGGACUGAAAGAUUAUACCGUGCUGGUGAUAAUGUUUUUCCUCAGCAGCGUCUGCAACAACUAUGCGUUCGAUUUCAACAUCCCGAUGCCGCUGCACAUGAUCUUCCGGGCUGGGUCGUUGAUCGCCAACAUGAUCAUGGGCAUCAUCAUACUGAGGAAGCGGUACGCCUUCUCGAAAUACCUAUCGGUCGGAAUGAUCACGCUCGGUAUCGUGGUAUGUACCGUUGUCUCGGGCAAGGAAGUGAAAAGCACCCAAGUGAUCGAGACUGAGGAAGAGGAAGAUCCGAUAACGGUGUUCUUCUGGUGGACGGUAGGAAUUGCGCUUCUCACGAUUGCAUUGUUCAUUUCGGCCCGAAUGGGACUGUACCAGGAGGUCUUGUACAAACGCUACGGAAAACAUCCACGUGAAGCACUUUUCUACACGCACCUGCUUCCGUUGCCUUUUUUCCUAAUCCUCACUGGUAACAUUUGGGAGCACAUCAAACUGGCGAACGCCAGUCCGUUAUACGAUGUUCCCCUGCUCAACAUCGGUGUUCCGAUCACGUGGUUGUAUCUGCUGGGGAACGUCCUCACGCAAUACGUUUGCAUUAGCUCGGUAUACGUCCUCACCACGGAAUGUUCCUCGCUCACAGUCACUCUCGUUGUAACGUUGAGAAAGUUCGUCUCACUACUUUUCUCGAUUGUAUACUUCAGCAAUCCGUUCACCAUAUACCACUGGAUAGGAACGAUUCUAGUCUUCACGGGGACAAUCAUAUUUACCGAAUUGGUGGGCAAGAUUCGACAGUCAUUGAGUCAAGAGAAGAGUCAGGUGGAAAAGAAAGUCGAUUGAUUGAACUCGGAGAUGUUGUUUGCACUCGCUAGAUUCUUCGCAUAUUGAUGUUGGGGUCUUUAUAUUGGAUAUCCCAAUUGGUGCAAAACUUCCAUCGCACUUGCGAUGGGUCAAUACUUCAGGAAUGUUAAGUCAAUUUUUGUUUUAGGUUUUAAUGUUAUAUUUUUGUUGAAUUAGAUUCAUCUUCGCUGAGUUUAAUUGAUUACUUGUACCAUCGCAAUGAACAACAGUUUAAGUUUGACAACAGGUAGCUGCAACCAUGUUUCGCACUGGACAAAACAGAAUUGAUAUUUGCAUUAUGAAAAUUUUAUAACUUCACUUCAGUAGUAUAUACCAACGCUAAAAUAAAAGACUCGUUUCAUAAGAUAUUUU